AUGCUAGGAGACGAAGCCACUAGUCUUUAUAUCAUCAGUGCUGGAAUCUUAGGCUUGGUGUUCGGAAUUUACAAUAUCAUGAUGCUUACAAGAGUUCCAGUAGGAGAAGCUGGCAACUAUCAUCGAAAUGAUCCUCGAUAUCUCAAAGACAUCAUCGGUGUCAAAACAGAACGCGUCCAACGCACCAACAAGCGAACAGGCGAAGUCGAAUGGAUCGAAGAAGAAGCUGGCCUUUACCACGAAAACUGGGAUCAAGUCGUUUACACUUUAACUCGCAUUUCUCAAGCAGUCUCAGACGGUGCACGAGCCUUUUUGAUGGAAGAGUACAAGAUUUUGACUGUUUUCAUCGUAAUUUUCUCAGUUAUCAUCGCAGUCCUCGUCGAAGAAGAACUUGGACAGUUUUGGACAGUUUUCGCAUUUGUCCUUGGCGCUACUACAAGUAUCGCCAGUGGCUACAUUGGCAUGAGAGUUGCCGUCUUUUCUAACUCCAGAUGUGCUUAUUCAGCCAUUAACAGAGAAAACGGCCUUGCCAACGCUUUUAUUGUCGCAUUUAGAGGAGGUGCAGUCCUUGGCUUUGUCCUGACUUCAUUAGGCCUUCUUAACUUACUUAUGUUAAUUUGGCUUUAUACCACAAUUUACCUAGGCGAAGAAUACGAUAAUGAGGAUAUCAGACACAUGUACGAGUGCAUUGCUGGAUAUGGACUUGGAGGGUCUACAAUUGCCAUGUUCGGAAGAGUCGGUGGAGGAAUUUUCACAAAGGCAGCUGAUGUAGGAGCUGAUUUGGCUGGAAAAGUCGAGGAAGGACUAGAAGAAGACGACCCAAGAAAUGCAGCAACUAUUGCUGAUAAUGUAGGAGACAACGUCGGAGAUAUUGCAGGUAUGGGCUCUGAUUUGUUCGGAAGCUUCGCUGAAAGCACUUGCGCUGCACUUGUGGUGGCUGCCACAUCUGUUGAGUUGAAUUCUACUAUGUGCUCGUUGCUGUAUCCACUUUUGAUAUCAGCUACAGGGAUUGCUGUGAGCUUUGUUACAAGUUUCUUUGCAACAAAUGUCAUGAAAGUAGACAGUGAAGACAAAAUUGAAAAAACCUUAAAAUACCGGUAAAAUUAUGACAAUUUUUAAAUUUUUUUAAUAAAUUAUUAUACUUUUCAUGAUAAAUAUGGAAUUUUUAAAAUAGAAAAUCCGGUAUUAUUGAUAAAGAGUAUAAAAAAAUAAAAAAAAAAAUUUUUAAAAUACCAACUUGUGAUUUCCACAGUCCUAUUGACCCCAGCUCUUUACUUCUUGACUCUUUAUGUACUCCCAGAAGACUUUACCUUCAUUAGAGGUGAUGAAGUUAUCCAAAGCAAGAACACUUAUGCAUUUAUCUGCUUGGCCUUUGGACUUUGGUCUGGAUUAAUUAUUGGCUACGUCACUGAAUAUUUCACCUCUUACGCUUAUACACCAGUCAAAGAAGUCGCUGAAAGCUGCAGAACUGGAGCUGCCACAGAUAUUAUUUAUGGAUUAGCUUUAGGAUACCUUUCAUGCAUUAUCCCAACCAUUUGUUUGGCUGUUACUAUUUAUGUAGCCUUCUACUUUGCAAGUAUGUACGGGAUUGCUUUGGCCGCCCUUGGAAUGCUUUCAAACUUGGCUUUGGCCCUUGCUAUUGAUGGAUAUGGACAGUAUGUGGUAUUUAUAUCACAAAAAAAAAUUCAUAUAAAAAUAGUCUUAUAUAAAAUGAAUUAAAAAUCCAAAAAAAAUAAUUAAUAUAGUUAUUUGGAGAAUUCGGACUUAGGCUGCUUUUUUUAAGGUUUUGAUUUAUUAUAUUUAUAUAUAUUCUAAAAUUAAAAAAUAUUAAUAUAUGGACCUAUUUCAGAUAAUGCUGGAGGCAUGGUCGAAAUGAUUCACCUUAAGAAAGAAGUCAGACAAAGAACUGACGCUCUUGACGCAGCUGGUAAUACAACUGCUGCUAUUGGUAAAGGAUUCGCCAUUGGAAGCGCUGCUCUUGUGUCCUUAGCCUUAUUCGGUGCCUUUAUUACCAGAUCAAAUAUGACUGAAGUCAAUAUUUUGGCCCCUCUUCAAUUCGCAGGACUUCUUGUCGGAGCUAUGCUGCCAUAUGCAUUUUCCGCAUUCACAAUGAAAUCUGUAGGAAAAGCUGCAAACCAAAUGGUUAUUGAGGUCAGAAGACAGUUCCAAGAAAUGAAGAGAAACCCACACUAUGCUCCUGAAUACGAAAAAUGUGUUCAGAUUUCUACUAGAGCUGCACUUAAAGAAAUGAUUUUACCUGGCAUGAUGGUCAUGCUUACUCCAAUUAUUACUGGAUGGCUAUUCGGUCCAAGAGCUGUUGCUGGUUUACUAGCAGGAAUUUUGGUUUCAGGAGUCCAAAUGGCUACAAGCAGUGCCAAUGCUGGAGGCGCUUGGGAUAACGCUAAGAAGUAUAUUGAAAAAGAAAGCUUAGUUCCUAAAUCAAGCCCUCAAUUCAAAGACAUUAAAGCAGCCGCUGUCACUGGAGACACAGUAGGAGAUCCAAUGAAAGACACCUCAGGACCAUCUCUGAAUAUUCUUGUCAAGCUCUCUGCCAUUCUUUCUCUUGUUUUCGGAGGAUUCUUUGCAUCUGACUGGGGUGGCAUCCUUAUUUCUUAA
Messenger RNA from Blepharisma stoltei, 2616 nucleotides. NCBI's taxonomy places the organism in Eukaryota, Ciliophora, Heterotrichea, Heterotrichida, Blepharismidae. The record is from the annotation of a GenBank genome assembly.